Molecule: messenger RNA, 1311 nt
Organism: Metarhizium acridum CQMa 102
Lineage: Eukaryota; Fungi; Ascomycota; Sordariomycetes; Hypocreales; Clavicipitaceae
Product: 3-dehydrosphinganine reductase
Biological process (GO): sphingolipid biosynthetic process
Cellular component (GO): endoplasmic reticulum membrane
Molecular function (GO): 3-dehydrosphinganine reductase activity
Source: RefSeq, a predicted model, not a curated record
AUGUUGAGGGCGUGGCGCGACGUCAAGCAAGCAGACCCACUUCUGCAACCCCAGCUGGGACCAGACACCAAGGAAUAUGAUGAUGAGCACUUUCGUCCUCAGCUCCACCCGGACUCGAAUUCUCAACAUGUCUUCAAAUCGCAACAUAUACUCUUUGUAAAUAGAAAGGAGCUUCUUGGCCACCUAGUGCCUGCUGCUCCUCAGCUAGCCCCCCUUCAUGGACCACUUCGCAGCACUUACGUCUUCCCCUUGGACACUGAUCCCGACUACCCUCGUAAUCCUACUCGCAUUCUCAAUCACAAUGGGUCUCUUCUCGGGGAACAAGAUGCCCGUCGCGGGAAAGGCAAGUCUAUCGUCCAGCUACCACCCUGCUGCUGCCACCAGCUCCUAACCCGUCUCCAGACGGUCCUCAUCACAGGCGGAUCCGAAGGCAUGGGCCUCUCUAUCGCACAACAGCUCGCCGCCAAAGGAGCCAACAUCAUCCUCGUUUCCCGAAGCACCGCCAAGCUCGAAGAAGCUCUCAAAACCGUCAGAGCAUCAGCAAAGGACCCCAGCCAACGAUUCCACCACAUCACCGCCGACGUAUCCUCCCCCUCUUAUGCGGCACCUCUCGUCGCCGCCGCCACAGCGUGGAACAACAACCAAACACCCGACAUCGUCUGGUGCUGCGCGGGCACAUCCGCGCCCCAGCUCUUCGCAGAAAUGGAAAUGGACUCCCUCCGACACCAUAUGGACGUCAACUUUUACGGAACCGCCGAAAUGUCACACGCCAUCUUGAGAGCCUGGCUGUCGCCUUCGGCCCCCGUCGCGCCCGAGCCCAAGCAUCUCAUCAUGACUACCUCCGCAGUAGCACUGUACACUAUCCCUGGAUAUGCGCCCUACGCACCCUCGAAAUGGGCCCUGAGAGGCCUCGCAGACACCCUCUCGCAGGAAGUCAUGAUGUAUCCGCAGAAUGUCAAGGUCCACGUCGUGUAUCCCGGGACGAUUUUGUCACCGGGAUUCGUGCGCGAGGAACAAGUGAAGCCGGAAAUUACCAAGAUUCUAGAAGCGUCGGACCCGAGGCAGACACCAGACGAAGUCGCCGCAGCGUCAAUCAAGGGAUUGGAGAAUGGCGAUUACUUCGUCACGGUGAACUGGCUCGGGAACUUGAUGAGGCUGGGCAUGCUGGGGGGUUCGUUCAGGAAUAACUGGGUUGUUGAUACGCUCGGCGCAUGGCUGGUUGCCAUUAUAUGGAUCUUUGUGCAGCCUGAUUUGCAUGGGAAGAUUAGAGCCUAUCGCAAGAAACACGGGCAUCCUAGCGCACGCACAUGA